Molecule: messenger RNA, 2004 nt
Organism: Branchiostoma belcheri (Belcher's lancelet)
Lineage: Eukaryota; Metazoa; Chordata; Leptocardii; Amphioxiformes; Branchiostomatidae
Product: kelch-like protein 24
Exons: 2
Coding region: 121-1866 (581 amino acids)
Molecular function (GO): protein binding
Source: RefSeq, a predicted model, not a curated record
UUGGGCAUGUCUUGCGAUUCCUUCCGCCACAGCCUGCGAACUUCACCGUUACAUCCAUCUCCCACAUAAUUUUAUCAAUACUGUUUUUAGCAAGCUGUCCGUGACAGAGAUAAGCUGAAGAUGGGAAAGGACUGCUGUUCAAAUUCACCAGCAGUCAGCUGUUGUCAUGCAGGUUGGUUCUUCCACAGUUUGCAGAACAUGAGAUCGGAGGGUAUGUUAGUGGACGUGACUCUGUGUGCCAAGGGAAAAGAGAUCCCCUGUCACCGUCUGGUUCUAGCCGCCAACAGCGAGUACUUCAAACUAAUGUUCAAUGGAAGUCACAGCGAGAGCAGGAAGGACAAGAUAGAGAUAGGAGGGGUGAGCGCAGAGACACUGCAGCAGUUGGUAGACUAUGCCUAUACGUCCGAAGUCAACAUCACUGAAGAAAAUGUCCGGUCCCUGUUUGAAGCAGCGGACAUGCUGCAGGAUUUUGGGGUCAAAGGUCACUGCGCAGAGUUUCUGCAACAACGUGUUAACAAAGAGACUUGUUGUGGAAUAUGGGCGCUGGCAGACAGGAUGUUGUCUAUACGUUUAGCUGAGACAGCGAAAGGCUGCGCUCUGAAAUGGUUUGAAGAAGCGUGUGCGACUGAGGAGUUUCUUCAGCUGCCGUUUCAUCUACUAAAGGCAUACGUCUCAGACAAGGGCCUUCUGGCCAAGAAGGAGGAACGGGUAUUAGAAGUGAUCAUGCUUUGGGUGAGACAUGAUCUUAAAGAACGAGAAGGGCACCUCAAGGAGCUGCUGAAGUGUAUUUGCUUCUCAAGUAUAGACAAAGACUAUCUCAAGGACAUGCUGAAGAGAGACAAGGUGUUGGCAAGAGUUCGUGGAAUCAAGCAAAUGGCAAAGAGUCGGCCUACAAGUGAAAGCACUCGUGAAAUUAGCCAGCAAGAAAUUCUGGUUCUUGGUGGCUCUCGGCUUUACUACGGUGACAUCCCAGAAAUGGGGCCAAGAUUGCAUUUGAACAGUCGUGUCUACAGACUUGGCCUUGACUCUCAGUGUAUAGACAGUGGUCUACUGCCCAUGCCCUUUCGUGGGAACAGGGGGAUAGCAGCAUGUGUUGUUGAUGGUGACGUCAUUGUGACGGGGGGUCACGAGUCCCUGACCCAAGCCUGGAGGUACCGGCCAGCUCUGAAGUCUUGGACAAAGCUUGGAAGUCUCAAGGCUGGAAGAUUUAAUCAUGGGAUGGCAGUUUUGCAGGGACAGGUGUACGUGGUGGGUGGUUCGCGACCAGCAAGCUAUCCAGAUGUCAUUGAGAGGUUGUCCGACGUAGAGGUGUACAAUAAGAGGACCAACCGCUGGAAGAAGGUUGCACCACUGAAGCUAGCAGUGAGCAGUUUUGGUAUAACCACCUAUGGUGGAAAGAUCUACAUAUUUGGCGGCGAGCCAUAUGUGUAUGAUGGAAACGACUUCAGGGAGAACCAGACUCAGGCGUUCCAGGGCUAUGACCCGUCCCAAAACAAGUGGACUCUUCACCAGUUGCCAAUGAAAAUGUCCUGCAUACAAGCGUGCACAGUCAACUCCAAGAUCUACAUCGUUGGCGGAAGUUUGAAGCAUGUGCUGUGUGUUGAUCUCGAGGAAGAGAUUGCCAAGCCCAUGGCAGAAACACUGUUCCCGUGGGAACAAUGCAGCGCCUUCGUCUGUGGUGCAGAAAUCUACAUAUCCGGUGGCAGGGUACAUCAAAUGAUAACUACCAGAAACGGCACUGUGCGUCAGAUGGAGACCUACGGCUCUGUGCAGUGUUACAACGUGAACAGUGACACCAUGGUGUUAUGUAAGGAUCUGCCAGAGCCACUGUAUGGACACCGCACUGUGACCAUAGCCAAGACUUAGUCUGUACACAAGGCUCAGGCAUGCCCUCUGGCAGGUGUACUUAGUACUCCAGGCUCCCAUGUCCAUAACUGACUGUCCUAUUUGUACAGUCUUCAUUCUUGAGGACUGUUUUGGGAUCUCAACUGUAUACUGACUUAU